AAGCAGAAGAAGAAGCGCCGCUAUAGCAGGAGACCUGCCUCUUUGGCCCGCCUUCUUCGCUGUAAUUGGCUCGCUCGUCUCCGGCGCUCUCCGUCUGUCCAAUCAGACAAGAGGGAAAGGAAAACACGGUGUUGUGCGCUCGCGCGUGUUUGUGAGAUGGACGCGCUGGAGAUGGUGUUAGACGAGGUGGCUUUAGAGGGACUGGACGGUAUAACCGUGAGCUGUCUGUGGUUCAGACUGCAGAACAGACAGCCGUGUUUCCCCCUGACGUUAGACGCCAUGACACAGCAGUAUGUGUGGACAUUUCUGGUGUCCUGUCACCAUGAAGUGUCCUUUUACCUGCUGCCUCAGGACAGACCUGCCGUCACCUUAUAUGACCGGUUUCUGGAGAUCGACCCAGAGACAGGGAUCCAGGAGCUGAGGGGUAUUCCUCAGCUGAACGAGGAUGUUUACCCCGCCAGCGUGGUGCUGGACGACCCGGGAGGCAUUCAGGGGUCGUGUUUCUAUUACAAAGAGAGGAAGGACAUAAACGACCUCAUCAGGACAGAGACACACACACCUCGACUCACACUGCAGGAGGCACAUUCGCAGUGGGGGGAGAAGCUGGUGAUUGUGGCGAGUCAGCAAGUCAGAUAUCGUACUCUGAUCGGCUGCCAAGGAAAUCCGGAGCUGAAGCUGAGUGACUUGUCGUACUGUAUCUUAGAGAGGCUGGGACGAGCUCGCUGGCAGGGAGAGUUACAAAGAGACUUACAAACCAUAGCAUGCAGGCUUGACGCAGGGAAGAUUCAUUACCUUCGUAAAUGUCUGGAUAAGAACGGUCUGGUCACCAUGCAGUCACAUGUUGUUCGCCUGCCCUCAGGAGCUCAAAAACACUCCAUCCUGCUGUUGCUCAAGCGCUUCCAUGUUGACAGGAGGAGUAAGUACGACAUCCUGAUGGAGUCGACAUCCAACAUUCUGUCUGAGCUCCCCAACAACAUGGGCAUCAUCCUUAAACUGAGGGACCAGCUGGUAGGCAGUGUGUGUCUAGGGUUGUGUGUGUGUGUCUGGGGUUGUGUGUGUGUGUCUGGGGUUGUGUGUGUGUGUGUGUCUGGGCUUGUGUGUGUGUGUGUCUGGGCUUGUGUGUGUUAUUGUGAAACGCAGACGCUGGUGACCCGGUAA
This is a messenger RNA of Tachysurus fulvidraco (yellow catfish), 1158 nucleotides long. RefSeq names its product general transcription factor 3C polypeptide 1-like. Gene Ontology annotation, molecular function: DNA binding. The transcript is spliced from 7 exons. Gene Ontology annotation, cellular component: transcription factor TFIIIC complex. Lineage: Eukaryota; Metazoa; Chordata; Actinopteri; Siluriformes; Bagridae. The coding region runs from base 157 to 1158 and encodes 333 amino acids. The record is from RefSeq and is a predicted model, not a curated record. Gene Ontology annotation, biological process: transcription initiation at RNA polymerase III promoter; 5S class rRNA transcription by RNA polymerase III.